AUGUCAUCAUUAUCAACAGCACAAUUAAUUCUUAAUGUUUCUCAACAUUAUACAAUCUAUGUUGGUUUUAUUAUUUUAUUUUCUGGUAUUUUGGGACAUAUUGCUAACAUUUUCGUAUUUACUCAUCUUACAAUUUUUCGAAAAAUUCCAUCUGUUUUUUAUAUUAUUGCAGAAUCAAUUCUUGAUUUACUUCAAUUAAUGAUUAUAUUUACAACUAGUAUUGUAGUUAAUGGAUUUGAUUAUGAUCUAGCACAAACAUCAUUAGUUUGGUGUAAAUUAAAACCAUUUUUGACACAAUCAAUAACUCUUAUUUCAUUUAAUAUUAUUUGUUUUGCUGCUAUUGAUCAAUAUUUAUCAACAAGUGUUUAUCCAUUUUUAAGACAAAAAAGUACAAUAAAAAUAGCUAAAAUUCUUACUACUAUUGCAAUUAUAUUUUGGAUCUUACAUGCUACAUUAACUAUGUUCUUAUAUGAAAUUCAGUCAAAAUAUGGAUGUAAUAUAUAUGAUCAUAAUUUUAGAAAUUAUGUUACAUAUUUCUAUUAUAUUAUACUCAUUGGAAUUUUACCGAUUACAAUUUCAACAUUUUUUAGUAUAUUAGCUUAUCGAAAUGUUCGUCGUAUUGUACGACGUCAAAUGCCAAUACGUCGACGAAAACUUGAUCAACAAUUGACAGCAAUGAUUCUUGUUCGAGUUGGAUUUUUCGUCAUUAUGAGUUUACCAUAUCUUUUACAACGAAUUUAUACAUUUAGUACAUUAACAUACGAUAAUGAUGUAAUUUCUCGAGCUAUUUUACAACUUAUUACAGCUAUAACUGUUUCAUUAUUUAAUCUUAAUUAUGCAGGUUCUUUCUAUUUAUUUCUAAUAUCAUCAACACGAUUUCGUCGGCAAGUUAAACAUUUUUUUAUAAAUAAAUAUUGGCGAAUGUAUUGUAGACAAGGAAUACGUCAAAAUCAAGUUGCAGUAUCGGGACACUGUUUCGCUAGUGAAUUUGAUUUACAACAUAUUCAAUAA
Rotaria sordida is the source of this 1011-nucleotide messenger RNA. The record is from the annotation of a GenBank genome assembly. Lineage: Eukaryota; Metazoa; Rotifera; Eurotatoria; Philodinida; Philodinidae.